Pundamilia nyererei is the source of this 1280-nucleotide messenger RNA. It is a transcript of the gene prkag3b, whose product is annotated as protein kinase, AMP-activated, gamma 3b non-catalytic subunit. Gene Ontology annotation, cellular component: nucleotide-activated protein kinase complex; cytoplasm; nucleus. NCBI's taxonomy places the organism in Eukaryota, Metazoa, Chordata, Actinopteri, Cichliformes, Cichlidae. Gene Ontology annotation, molecular function: protein kinase binding; protein kinase regulator activity; AMP binding. The record is from RefSeq and is a predicted model, not a curated record. Bases 194 to 1222 code for a protein of 342 amino acids. The transcript is spliced from 11 exons. Gene Ontology annotation, biological process: regulation of catalytic activity; protein phosphorylation.
AGUCUUUCCCAGACAUUCUGUCCCAGCUGUCUCAAGCUUCACAGAGCAAUUUGUCUCCCUCUCAGUUUGUCCAGUUUUCCGUCCUUCUCACCAUGUCUGGACUCUUUCAACACCUCUUUAUCUGACUUGGCAGCAAAGUCUCACAGCUCCUCCAGGUAGACAGUCCGUCACAGUGCUGCUGUCUGUCAUUUUGAUGUCCAGGGUUUUGUGGGUCAGUGUGAUUCUACGUGUGCAGACCUCUUAUUGCUGUUGUCUGCAGGCUAUGGAACCUCUGGCAGAGGUCCAGACUGACACAUUCAUUUACACGAACUUCAUGAAGAGUCACUCCUGCUACGAUGCCAUCCCAACCAGCUCCAAACUGGUCAUCUUUGACACAACACUGCAGGUGAAGAAGGCUUUCUUUGCUCUGGUGGCUAAUGGUGUGAGGGCAGCGCCGCUGUGGGACAGCAAGCUUCAGUGUUUUGUAGGUAUGCUGACCAUCACUGACUUCAUUAACAUACUACAUCGAUACUAUAAGUCUCCUCUGGUUCAGAUAUAUGAGCUUGAGGAUCACAAGAUAGAGACAUGGAGAGAAAUCUAUCUCCAGUACUCAUUUAACAGACUAAUCAGCAUUACACCAGAGUCCAGUUUGUUUGAUGCCAUAUACUCCCUGUUAAAGAAUAAGAUCCACCGCCUGCCAGUUAUUGACCCAGCAUCAGGAAACGUCCUCCACAUCCUCACUCACAAACGCAUACUCAAGUUUCUCCACAUUUUUGGAUCUAUGAUUCCCAGACCCAGGUUUCUUCAAAGGCAAAUCCGUGAAGUGCCGAUUGGUACCUUUAAACAUAUUGCAACAAUCCAGGAAUCGGCUUCCGUCUAUGAUGCUCUGAGCCUUUUUGUGGAGAGAAGAGUGUCAGCUCUGCCUGUGGUCAAUGAACGAGGUAAAGUGGUGGCGCUGUACUCCAGAUUUGAUGUUAUUAACCUUGCAGCCCAGAAAAACUAUAACAACUUAAAUAUGACAAUGCGGGAAGUCAUUGCAUCCAGAUUCUGCUGUGUUGAGGGGGUCCUUAAGUGCUACCCUCAUGAAACACUGGAGACCAUCAUCGAUCGCAUUGCACAGGCUGAGGUACAUCGGUUGGUGUUGGUUGACAGUGAUGAUGUGGUCAGAGGGAUUGUGUCUUUAUCUGACCUUCUCCAAGCCCUCGUUCUCUCCCCUGCAGGCAUUGAUGCACUGUACUCCUAAGCAAUGUUCCCUGUAAUGUUUCAUGUGUCUGAGCGAACACACAAACUCCCUGAGCAAC